ACCCCUCACUUACUCUGCCCUUUAGCCUAGUCCACCCACUCACUUUGUCACCCGUAAACCAAAAAAAAGAACCAAUUAGGGACUAUCGAACAGUCGAAGAAAGGACUGGAUUACCGGAAGAGCCAAUAGCCGAAUGCUAGAACAAAGGACGUCGUCGUCACCCCGCCGGACGCCGCCCUCCACGGGGUUUUUCUAGGGGUUUAACUGAUCCGACGCUCCGACGGAAUGGCCCGCUCAAACGCCGUCCGGCUGGCCCGCGCCGCCCUCUCCUCCCAUCUCCUCCGUGAUUCCUUUUCUGUAUUUGAAUCGAUAUACGGCUCUGGAUGCAGACAGUAUAGUGCCGGGAUUUGCAGCAAGUCCAGGCCUUUACUCCAGUCGUGUUUCAGAGCCAAUGAAAGAGUUUGGUCAUCAAAAGCAAAUUUCGGCCAGAAAAGAUCAAUUCAUGCCACAGCACGAAUGUCAAGCAGAGAUUUCUAUGAUUUACUUGGUGUAAGCAAGAAUGCAACUGCAUCUGAAAUCAAGAAAGCAUAUCUAGGGUUAGCAAAACAGUUGCAUCCAGACGUGAAUAAAGAUGACCCAGAAGCUGCAAAGAAAUUUCAAGAAGUUCAAAGGGCUUAUGAGGUUCUGAAAGACGAUGAAAAACGCCAGACUUAUGAUCAGGUCGGUCAUGAUGCUUUCAAUCGUGCAGAAGAGGGUGGAGGUGCGGGGGCCGGUUUCUCUGGGUUUCCUGGUUUUGAGGAUAUUUUUAACAAUUCUGAUAUCUUUAACAUGUUUAGACAGAAGAUGGGCGGGGAAGACGUCAAGGUCUCUGUUGAACUCUCUUUCAUGGAAGCUGUUCAAGGGUGCAACAAAACUGUGGCAUUCCAAACUGAUUUGCUUUGUAGUGCUUGUGGUGGAAGUGGUGUUCCCCCAGGGACAAGGCCCGAGACAUGUAAACGCUGCAAAGGCUCUGGCAUGGUGUUCCAGCAAACUGGUCCUUUCACAGUUCAGUCUACCUGUCCACAAUGCAGAGGAUCUGGAAAAAUUGUAUCGAGUUUCUGCAAGACAUGUAAGGGAAGCCGCGUAGUAAGAGGAACAAAAACUGUGAAGUUGGAUAUUAUGCCAGGAGUGGACAAUGAUGAGAUUCUGAAAGUAUAUAGAAGUGGUGGUGCGGAUCCCGAAGGAAAUCAAGCGGGUGAUCUUUAUGUUACUUUAAAGGUUAGGGAAGAUCCUGUGUUCCGCAGAGAAAGGUCUGACAUACACGUUGAUGCUCCUCUGACUAUCACUCAGGCCAUUUUGGGAGGAACAACACAAGUUCCAACUCUGACAGGAGAUGUUGUUGUCAAGGUUCGCCCUGGCACUCAACCUGGACAAAAAGUUGUACUAAAAAAGAAAGGGAUAAAAGCAAGGAAUUCAUAUUCAUUCGGGGAUCAGUUUGUUCACUUCAAAGUCGGCAUUCCAACAAAUUUGACAGAGAAGCAGCGCAAAUUAAUCGAGGAGUUUGCAAAAGAAGAAGAACGAGAAGAUGAUAAGCGUGCUGCUGCAGGAGCAUCCGGGUGAACUGAAAUGUGGCCGGAGUAGGAAGAAGAUGAGAAAGAAUUUACCGUGGUCAAAUUAUUUUUGGAUGUUUUGGGAGAUCAGUUUUGGAAAAACUUUUUCACAUAUAUUGUAAUUGUUUUAUUGUAGUCAAAGUAGCCUAAUCAUAAAUUCUUAAUCAUAGAGAGAAUUUAAGGGUUUUGGUGGCAUUCAUUAUCAUGCAUUCCUCUGUUGUAUAUAUGGAUAUAUUAUUUGUUUUCAUGAAAAGAAACAGUAAUAAAGAUUCUGUGAGGCA
Messenger RNA from Cuscuta campestris, 1810 nucleotides. Lineage: Eukaryota; Viridiplantae; Streptophyta; Magnoliopsida; Solanales; Convolvulaceae. The record is from the annotation of a GenBank genome assembly.